GGUGUCUGUGGGCCCCUGUUAUUUCAAGGAUGGCUUGGAUUGGGCGGCCACUGAGAACAGAACCCGGUUCCCCAUCCUGAGUCUGGGAAGAGAGUGGGUGGGACUCCACCGCCAGUUCCCACAAGUCCUGCUUGAACACACGGCUCCUUCUCCUCCCCGCGCGCGCGCGCGAACGGACCCCGAGGCGCAGAGCCCCGCCGGGGGACAGACACCUGCGAGCCCGGGGCGCCCCAGCCUCGCCCAGGGGCCUGGCCUGCUCACACUAUGACAAGCCAGCCACCAGGGUCCUAGACUGGAAAGCCGUGGCUUCUGUCAACCCCACCUCAGAGCUGCGUUGUCAGGAGGAGACUGGAGCAGAGCAAGGAUAUCGCCAUGUUUUGCACGAAGCUCAAGGAUCUGAAGAUCACAGGGGAGUGUCCUUUCUCCUUGCUGGCCUCAGGUCAGGUUCCCAAAGAGCCAGUGGAGGAUGUGGCAGGAAGUUCAGAGAGCUGCAAGGCCACUCUGACCAUCUGCGAGGACGUUCCUGAGAAGAACGUCCAAGGAAACCUUCCUCAAAGGAAGACCAGCCGCAGCAGGGUCUACCUGCAUACUUUGGCAGAAAGUAUUUGCAAACUGAUUUUCCCGGAGUUUGAACGACUGAAUCUUGCCCUCCAGAGAACAUUGGCAAAGCAUCAAAUAAAGGAAAGCAGGAAAUCUUUGGAGAGAGAAGACUUCGAAAAAAUAAUUGCAGACCAAGCAGUUGCAGCAGGAGUCCCCAUGGAGGAGGUCAAAGACACCCUUGGUGAGGAGCUUUUCAAAAUCUGCUAUGAGGAAGAUGAGCGCAUCCUGGGCGUGGUUGGAGGUACCCUGAAGGACUUUCUGAACAGUUUCAGCACCCUUCUGAAACAGAGCAGCCACUGUCAAGAGGCGGAGAGGAAGGGUAGGCUAGAAGAUGCCUCCAUCCUGUGCCUUGACCAAGACCACGACUUCUUAAAUGUUUACUACUUUUUCCCCAAGAGAACCACCGCCCUGGUCCUCCCUGGCAUCAUUAAGGCAGCUGCCCAUAUACUGUAUGAAAGCCAAGUGGAGGUGUCCUUAAUGCCUCCCUGCUUCCGCAGCGACUGCCCGGAGUUUGUCAACCAGCCCUACCUGCUCUACUCUGUGCACGUGAAAAGCACUAAACCUUCAUUGUCCCCAGGCAAGCCCCAGUCCUCCCUGGUGAUCCCCACAUCACUCUUCUGUAAGACCUUCCCGUUCCACUUCAUGUUCGACAGAGACCUGACCAUCCUGCAGCUGGGCAACGGUCUCAGAAGGCUGGUGAACAAGAGGGACCUUCAAGGGAAGCCGAACUUUGAAGAGUUCUUCGAAAUCCUGACUCCAAAAAUUAACCAGACCUAUAGCGGGAUAAUGACAAUGUUGAAUAUGCAAUUUGUCAUCCGAGUGAAAAGAUGGGACAACUCCGUGAAGAAGUCUUCAAGGGUUAUGGAUCUCAAAGGCCAAAUGAUCUACAUUGUUGAGUCCAGUGCGGUCCUGUUCUUGGGGUCACCCUGUGUGGACAGACUGGAAGAUUUUACAGGACGUGGGCUCUAUCUGUCUGACAUCCCAAUCCAUAACGCCCUGAGGGAUGUGGUCUUGAUAGGGGAGCAAGCAAGGGCUCAGGAUGGCCUGAAGAAGAGGCUGGGGAAGCUGAAGGCCACGCUAGAGCAUGCCCACCAAGCCCUGGAGGAGGAGAAGAAGAAGACCGUGGACCUUCUCUGCUCUAUCUUUCCCUGUGAGGUGGCCCAGCAGCUCUGGCAAGGGCAAGUGGUCCAAGCCAAGAAGUUCAAUAAUGUCACCAUGCUCUUCUCAGACAUUGUGGGCUUCACGGCCAUCUGCUCCCACUGCUCGCCCCUUCAGGUCAUCACCAUGCUCAAUGCCCUCUACACACGCUUUGACCGGCAGUGUGGCGAGCUGGACGUCUACAAGGUGGAGACCAUUGGUGAUGCUUACUGCGUCGCAGGGGGCCUACACAGGGAGAGCGACACCCAUGCUGUCCAGAUAGCACUGAUGGCCCUGAAGAUGAUGGAGCUCUCUGAUGAAGUCAUGUCUCCCCACGGAGAACCGAUCAAGAUGCGGAUUGGGUUGCACUCUGGGUCAGUGUUUGCUGGAGUGGUUGGAGUGAAAAUGCCCCGUUACUGUCUCUUUGGAAACAACGUCACUCUGGCUAACAAGUUUGAGUCCUGCAGUGUGCCACGGAAAAUCAACGUCAGCCCAACAACUUACAGAUUACUCAAAGACUGCCCGGGGUUUGUGUUUACACCUCGGUCAAGGGAAGAACUUCCACCCAACUUCCCCAGUGAAAUUCCAGGAAUCUGUCAUUUCCUGGAUGCCUAUCAUCAACAAGGAACAAAUUCCAAGCCAUGGUUCCAAAAGAAAGAUGUGGAAGAUGGCAAUGCCAACUUUUUAGGCAAAGCCUCAGGAGUAGACUAGUCAAGCCUGUGCUUGUUCGUUUGGUGUUAGGGUUGGACUCCUUUGUGGAUGUCACGAACCUGUGAGAACACUUUAGGAUUCCAGGAGACGAUAAAGCAGUAUUAAAAACCCCAGAGGAUAAAUCCUAGUCUGCACUCUUCUCAUGUAACAUGUCAAAAAUGUACUCCAGUACUUUAACUUUUGUAUUAAAAAAUAAAUGAAUAGAAAACAAACCUUUUGAGGGCAUACAUCUGUUCUGUAACAAUCACCACCAAUACUCAAUCGAGCAUGAAAUAGACACAACAGGCCAUUGUAGUCAAGUUGAACUGUGUAGUGUGAUGUAGCUAUCAGCAUCCUCCACCCUGGUGCAAUGCCAAUGUAACUAAAGGGUGCUUGUGAUAGUGUCGUCUUAAAGAUGCUUUGAGUAGAAAUGACAGUGAUUAAUAAUUCUUUACUUUCCACCUCUGCACUGGAUUAUAUUUUCUCAUUUAACUGCUAUCAUGUAUAACAAAAUAGGCUGGUAUAUUUUCAGUUGUAAUUUCAUUGUUGGCUUUUCUUUCUUUUCUUUAUGUUUUUGAUUUUAGGAGAUAAGCAAUUAGGGGUAAGAUGAAACAUGGCAUAAAAUAGUUCUGGAAAUUUCAAGUACAUUCUCAGCUUUUGAAGUGAAAAUAUUCUCAUUAAUGCAAUAUCUCAUGUAAUGCAUAUUUUCUUUUUUGAUAUUUGUUAUUUCUGAUUCUAUUUGUGAGAAAGGCUAUUUUAAUUUGAAUUAGCAAUUUAAUUCCUAUGAAUUCAUAGGAAUAAGUGCCAUAAUAGCAAAUUUUUCAAGAUAUAAAAGGCUUACAGCCUAAGUUAAAUGCAAUAAUAUUCGAAUUUAACUAAUGUAACUAAGACUGAGUAAAUGGGAUUUCAGUGACCACCUGAGGAUUUCCUAUAAAGUACAGUAGUAAAGUGCUCACACACAUGCAUACACAUGUGAGAUAAUCCCCCAUUAUCAUGUUAAGCCAUAUGAACUCCUAAUGAGAAAGUUGAAGUCCAGAAAUGGAAAAUAAGACUUUAUCUUGAUUGAUAGCUCAUUUUUCUUAGGUAUUUGUGAUGUGAUUUGUGAUGUGUGUGUCUGUGUACUAAGACUGAAGUUUUGUAUUGUUAGGAAUACAAUCUGUGAAUUUAAAGUAACUUGAUAUUUUCACAAAAUGCCACUAGCAACAAUAAAGAACAAUAAUGCUGUGA
Messenger RNA from Jaculus jaculus (lesser Egyptian jerboa), 3654 nucleotides. It is a transcript of the gene Gucy1a1, whose product is annotated as guanylate cyclase 1 soluble subunit alpha 1. Gene Ontology annotation, biological process: cGMP biosynthetic process; response to oxygen levels. The coding region runs from base 373 to 2448 and encodes 691 amino acids. Gene Ontology annotation, molecular function: guanylate cyclase activity; heme binding. Gene Ontology annotation, cellular component: guanylate cyclase complex, soluble. NCBI's taxonomy places the organism in Eukaryota, Metazoa, Chordata, Mammalia, Rodentia, Dipodidae. The transcript has 9 exons. The record is from RefSeq and is a predicted model, not a curated record.